GACGACGUAGAAUAAUCUAUGCGCUGCACGUGCAACAUAAGCUACAUACCAAAGAACAUUUAUUAAGUCAUAUAAAAACCGUUGGUGUUUUACUUUUGUUUUUUUUUAUUGUUUUUUCUAUGUGACAAAACUUUUCAAAAAAUCGUGUCAUUUUUAUGGUAUUUUUCGACAACUAACUAUUAAAUUCUUCGACCGGUUGAAUGGCAUUCACCUCUAAAUAACAAUAAACUAUUCGAGUAGGUUGCUGAACGUGAUUUGUGUUACUUGUUUUGAUUGGGGAAAAAUAUACAGAUUUUUUUUUUAAACAUGGUAUAUAAGUGCAGUGUUUGAUAUCAGAAUAAAUAUUUUGCAUUGAAAAAAUCCAUUUAUUUGUCAAUACAUUGUUGAUUUUUUGAGGCCUAAUCUGACCGAUCCGACUAUUGAAAUUGAUUGCGAUCCACUUGAAUGGAAAUGCAAACAGAUCGGAAGCGAUAGUGAUAACAGAGAAUCGAAUGUGUUGACUUCGGUCGGUGCUUAACAAAUAGAAAAAGAGAGAAAUAGAGUGAACACGAACGAAAAGUCAAAUAUUGAACAAUGCGCGAUUACUGGUACCCAUUUCGACAUAACAAAAGAUACGAUCCGACUUGGAUUACAGCCAAAAUGGACCGAUAUGGAUUAAAUGACGCACAUCUUUACACUUCGGCAAAACUACACGCAUAUGCCAAUGAACCAGGCGAAUUAAGCAGAUUUGGUCGACCAUUAUUGAAUUUUGCAGCUGCAGCCACUAUUCUGAUAAUGAUUGUUGGUAUUUGUGGAAAUUCGUUAACAGUGAUAGCAUUAUUAAAAUGUCCAAAAGUUCGAAAUGUCGCAGCCGCAUUUAUUAUUAGUUUGUGCAUAGCCGAUUGUUUGUUUUGUGUCAUUGUCCUGCCAUUUAAUGCGUACCGAUUUAUACAAGGGAUAUUUAUACCAGAUUCAGCUUUAUGUCAAAUAAUUCCAUUUUUACAAUACGGCAAUGUUGGCGUAUCACUGCUGUGCAUCGCUAUGAUUACAAUAAACAGGUAUAUUAUGAUCACACAUCACAGCUCUUAUGCUCGGAUCUAUAAAACUUCUUGGAUUGCUGUUAUGAUUGUAUUUUGUUGGAUAUUCGCUUAUGGAAUGCAAUUGCCAACGCUAUUCGGAGUGUGGGGUGUUUUCAAACGAGACGACAAUCUUGGCACUUGUUCAAUUAUGCCGGACGAACAGGGCCACAGUAGCAAAACAACGCUGUUUGUAACUGCAUUUGUGAUUCCAUGCAUUAUAAUCAUCGGAUGUUAUACAAGAAUUUUUUGGGUCGUUCAUAAGUCUGAACAACGGAUGAGACAGCAUGCCAGCAAGCAAAAUGCUAUUCCAAAUAAUUUACGUGUAAUGUCGGCAGCAAAACCGAUUGUCACCAAAGAUACAAAUAAACGUAGAUCAAAUAUACAAACAGCACAAGCGACUAUUCAAAUACCCACCAUAUCAACGAGUACCAGCCAAAUGGCGAGCGAACCGAAUGCAAUUUCAAUGGAAAAUGUUAGUGCAAAUAGUCGAAGUGAUUCCGGAGUGGCUGUUUCAAGCACAGAACAAAACACAAUACCAAGAGGAAAAUUUACAAAUCCAAAACCAAUUCGUGUAAGAGAUGCACGAGAUGCCAAAGUCAAACGCAACGAAUGGAGAAUUACAAAAAUGGUGCUUGCCAUAUUUUUGUCGUUUGUAAUGUGUUAUUUGCCGAUAACUGUAGCAAAAAUUGCCGAUAAAAAUGUUUCGUAUCCUGCGUUGCAUAUCAUUGGAUAUAUUUUAUUGUAUUUAUCGUCAUGCAUCAAUCCGAUUAUUUAUGUGAUUAUGAACAAGCAAUAUCGACAAGCGUACAAAACGGUCAUUCUCUGCAAACCAGGACGAUUACUUGGAUUUACACAAGCCGGAAGUUCGAUGGGUGAGAAAUGGAAAGAUGUCGCAUUCAGUUACAACCACAGUCGUACCAUGGUAUCACAGGUUUCCCAUCUAGAGGAGCAGCCGUCGUCUUAUCAGACUCAUCAACCGUAUCGCCAAGAUUCUCCCCAUCCAAAUCGCUUGUCCCACAUUCGCGGUAACAUGGAUCCACAAUAGUAUUAUUAUAUCAAUCAACUAUUUUUUUUUUUGAAAAUGCUCGUAGUAAGCUCUUUAUUAAUACAAAAACUCGAUAAAAAACCAAAUAUGUGCCAAAUCAGAAUUCAUUAGCUUAUAAAAAUGUUCAAACAUGCUAGUAUCUAGUACCUAUAUUUAUUAAAUCAAAUUUAUUGAAGGUAUGAUAUUAAUUUAAAAAAAAUCUCAUAAUAAA
This is a messenger RNA of Contarinia nasturtii (swede midge), 2314 nucleotides long. It is a transcript of the gene moody, whose product is annotated as G-protein coupled receptor moody. The transcript has 11 exons. Gene Ontology annotation, cellular component: membrane. Gene Ontology annotation, molecular function: G protein-coupled receptor activity. The record is from RefSeq and is a predicted model, not a curated record. Lineage: Eukaryota; Metazoa; Arthropoda; Insecta; Diptera; Cecidomyiidae. Gene Ontology annotation, biological process: G protein-coupled receptor signaling pathway. Bases 574 to 2103 code for a protein of 509 amino acids.